Acipenser ruthenus (sterlet) is the source of this 1168-nucleotide messenger RNA. Its product is annotated as translation initiation factor eIF-2B subunit alpha-like. The record is from RefSeq and is a predicted model, not a curated record. Gene Ontology annotation, biological process: translational initiation. Gene Ontology annotation, cellular component: eukaryotic translation initiation factor 2B complex. Lineage: Eukaryota; Metazoa; Chordata; Actinopteri; Acipenseriformes; Acipenseridae. The coding region runs from base 222 to 1130 and encodes 302 amino acids. The transcript is spliced from 10 exons. Gene Ontology annotation, molecular function: guanyl-nucleotide exchange factor activity; translation initiation factor activity.
UCAGUAUCUCACUCGUAGUGGGUCGCAGUGUGGUAACGUCAUUAACCAGCGACAACAGGAGACCAAGCUUCUUUUUUUAAUAACUAAUGCCAGCCUAAAAGCGUUUCAAAAGGUUGCUGACACGAGAGGAGAAUACUAAGACUACUCGUGUGUUCUUUGCUUCCCGGCUGUUCGCUUAAUAUUUGAUCUGGUGGAAAAAGACUAAAUACAAAUUUGAAGACAUGGAUGACGAAGAGCUUGUUGAGUAUUUCAAAACCCAAAUGCGCGAAAACACAGACGUGGCCUCAGCCGUGGCAGCCAUCCGUACUCUCUUGGAGUUUUUGAAGAGAGACAAAGGUGAAACGAUUCUAGGCUUGAGAGAGAACCUGACUAAAGCUAUCGACAAGCUGACAAGCGUAGACUCCUCGGUGGCCGUGUCUUCCGGAGGGGAGCUGUUCCUUCGCUUCAUCAGCCUUGCGUCUCUGGAGCAUCCAGAUUUAUCACAGUGCAAGAAAGUGAUGAUCGUAAGGGGAGAACUUUUCUUGAAAAAAAUUUCACUUUCGAGAGACAAGGUUGCUAAACUGUGCCACACAUUCAUAAAAGACGGAGCUAUUAUACUAACACAUUCCUAUUCGAGGGUUGUUCUGCGAGUGUUAGAGAAAGCAGCUGCAGCUAAGAAACGUUUCACUGUCUUCGUGACAGAAUCACAACCAGACUCAGCAGGGCAACACAUGGCUGAUGCCUUAAGAAAGCUUAAUGUUCCAGUAACAGUGAUCCUUGAUGCUGCAGUUGGGUACGUCGUGGAGAAGGUGGACCUGGUGAUAGUGGGUGCAGAAGGAGUUGUAGAAAGCGGAGGCAUCAUUAACAAGAUUGGAACAUACCAACUGGCAGUGUGCUCCAAAGCACACAACAAACCGUUUUAUGCGGUAGCGGAAAGUUUCAAGUUUGUCAGGCUUUUCCCGCUGAAUCAACAAGAUGUUCCAGACAAGUUCAAGUACAAGGCAGACACACUGAAGAAAUCAAACAAUCUUGCAGAGGAGCAUCCAAUGAUUGAUUACACGCCCCCUUCCUUGAUCACCCUCCUCUUCACAGAUCUAGGGGUGCUGACCCCAUCAGCCGUGAGCGACGAACUCAUCAAACUUUAUUUGUAACACCACUGAUCAUAAUAAAAUUCUUGUGAAGAAGUCUA